Molecule: messenger RNA, 28379 nt
Organism: Pelobates cultripes (western spadefoot toad)
Lineage: Eukaryota; Metazoa; Chordata; Amphibia; Anura; Pelobatidae
Source: the annotation of a GenBank genome assembly
CUGGUGGCUAGCUGGCUGGGGAGGCAGUUCUGGUGGCCGGGGGAGGCAGUCCUGGUGGCUAGCUGUCUAGGGAGGCAGUUCUGGUGGCUGGGGAGGCAGUCCUGGUGGCUAGCUGGCUGGGAAGGCAGUCCUGGUGGCUGGGGGAGGCAGUCCUGGUGGCUGGGGAGCAGUCCUGGUGGCUAGCUGGCUGGGAAGGCAGUCCUGGUGGUUGGGGGAGGCAGUCCUGGUGGUUGGGGGAGGCAGUCCUGGUGGCUGGGGGAGGCAGUCCUGGUGGCUAGCUGGCUGGGAAGGCAGUCCUGGUGGCUGGGGGAGGCACGGUUAGGCUCGGUUUCAGUUGCACAGCUGUCAUUGAGCCAAUGAGUGAGCGGGGGAGUGCAUCACAUGGGAGGAAGGGCUUAUUAUGUAUGUUGCAGGCAGGGACUGUGUGUCCGGAGCUCCUCAUUCCCCGGUGCAGAGGCUGCUGGCUGGCUCCUGUAUGCCCUGCUCUCCCUGCAAACAGUGAGCGGGGCCAGGCUCGCCGAGACUGACAUAGCGGGGUCCGGGCGGAGGGAAGUCACAGUCACCCACCGAGGAGAGCACCCACCGCACCGCUGCCAUGCUCUGCUAUGUGACGAGGCCGGAUGCGGUGGUCAUGGAGGUUGAGGUUGAUACCAAGGCAAACGGGGAGGACUGUCUGAACCAGGUAAUGGAGCUUUAUGGGGGACUACCAAUCGGGGGGACUCACGGUGGCUCACUCUGGGCAUCUUAAUAUUCUAAAUGUUAUAAUAAAGGGAUUUUAUCUCCCCCUGGCCAGCAUCGCUGAGUGUUUACUACCUGUUCUGUCUGGUCACUUCUUUAACCCUUGUUUUUGUUUUCCUGAGUUCUACAAUAAGUGCACCCACUGCCACUAUUUACUGUCAGACCUCUGUAACUCGGUACCCAGCCCCCAUACUGGGCUACCAGGCUGUGAGCCAUUCACUGCCUCCUGUGUGCCCACCUAGGCUGGCAGGAACUGUGCCCAGAUCUGCUCUGCCUCUGCUCUCAAACUGUUGCUUUUCCUACAAUUAAGGUGGAAACGUGUCUAGUUUCAGCCCACACACUGCAUAUGCGACUUAUUUUUUUGCUGCUUUUUAUAUAUCUCUUCAUUGUACACCUAAUCCUUGUUUUUCACAUUUAUGCUUUGGCUAAAAAUAUCUCAUUCUGAAUUCAGGUUUCAUGUUGUGUUUUAAGACUGACGGGGGGAACUUUGCAGUAGGUUUUAAAUACUUCUCAGUUUAAAAUGUUUAAAAUUGGCUUCUCCUAAAGACAUCAUAUAUAAUUCAUGGCGGUUGCAAAUUGAUUAUUUAUGGAUUUAUUACCUGCAUGACCAGUUGAAAUGAACCUGCUGUAAAAUUUGGGUUAAUAUUUGUAUAAUGUAUGAUAUGUAAACUAUACUGAAUUUGUAUAGUUAAUUAAUUUAGCAUUCAGUAACACAAUUUUAUAGUAAACUUGUAUCAAUUCGCCUUAAUUCUGAUCAUGUCCUUUAUGGGUUACAUAGUUGAUGUUUAUGAAAGCAGCCCUCUCUUUGUUUGCGUCUGCCUGUAAUUUGAUCCAUGUGUUGUUUAGCUAUGAUUUGAAAUGUGCUGGUUUUAAAGGUAUAUCACACUGACUGUAGCAUUGGGCUACAGGUCAGGUUACACUAGCAAAUCCCUGGUUUACCUAUUUUUAUUUUAUUUUUUUUAUUAUGAACUGGGUGCACAUGCUUUUGCCCUCUAGUUAAAUGCUACUGAAUUUUCAGUAGUGCCCAUGGCAAAAGUUGUGCUUCCUCUUUUUUACAAACUACGUAUGUGGUUUUAGUAUCUCAUACAGUAUGAUAACAUUGCUUCCUGCUUAUGGCAAUUCUACAUCAACUUAAUUUCAAACCCACACACAAACUUUUUGGAAUGUUGAUUCAGGUUUUAUAACAACAACAAAAGUUGAGUUGGAGCCUUUCUCUUUUUUUUUUUUUCAAAUGUCAUAACUUUCUGCAUGUUUCUUGUUGUAUUUAAAACAUUGGAAUUUUUCUGUUAACAGUAUUAUUAUGUAUUGCCAUUUAUAUUCCAUAGCACCAACAGAUUCCAUAGCACUCUACAAUAUUAUGAGAGGGGGGAUGUAACUAUAAAUAGGACAAUUACAAGAGAACUUACAGGAACAAUAGGUUGAAGAGGACCAAACGAGCUUACAGUCUAUAGGAGGUUGGGUAAAGACACAUUAGGACAGCACAUAUCAAUCAAAUAAGGUGGGAAUACAAUGAACAACAGUACAAUCAAAUAAUGUGUCUAGUGUUCGGUACUGCAGGGGAAAAAUAAAUAAUUUACACGUCUGUGAGCUAUAAAAUGUAUAACAAGUAAAUUGGUGAGAAUUUAAGAGAUACUUCAGCGGUGUUUUAAAUUUAGUCUAUGUAGACCACUUGGCAAAUAAACCUGCCCAAAAUGGCCAAAUUUACCCCAAUAUAUUUUGUAUAUUUUUACUAGAUAAUUGCUGUGUUGUGAACCUCCCUUAUAAGAUCUGCAGCUUGGGGUUUAAAGAUGUUCUUAAAGCUUAUAUGUCCAGCCCUUUUGUAUUCCAGGUUCCAUUUUACAUUUGGUGCAGACUGGCAGUCUCCAAAAGCAAACACUUGAGCUCUGGGUAGCAUUGUUUGCACAAUCUGAUGUGCCAUAUAACUGUAUGAAAAGCUAGCCAUGCCUUUUAUUACUCUGUCACCGUUUGCAGCCUAAGAUUCAUGACAACUUGUAUUCUCACUUAUUGUUGACUCCUCUUGACACUGAAAGCUGGAGAAGAGCAUUCUUUGACAAGGUUACUGAAGGUCGGCACUUACCUUAUGCACUUGUCUAUCUCUGGAACAGACAUGGAAAGAACUUUGUGCCUUGACUUGCUUUCUUGUCGUGCCAUUAAAAUUAUCAAUGUUAAUGUUUCUUUUCUUACGUGUUUAUUUUUAAAAUACCCUCUUCGAGAAUAUAAUUUAUUUCUCUAAAGCAUUUCGUCUUUUACAUUGAAUUUAGUUUAAGUGGGCAGAUGUUGCAUUUCUCGGUGGAAUAACAUUUUAAAAAUCUAUAUUGUGCAGUGCUGCAGUAGUUAGUGCUUUAUUAAAAAAAAUAAUAAUAAUAAUAAAAAUAAAUAUAUAUAAUGUGUCUCCCUCCCACCAAACUGUCUGUUACCCAUAAAUCAUGUGCCAUAAAUGUUGACCUUUCACCUUUUUUGUUUUCAGUCAUUGAUUUCCUAUAACUAUCUUUCACUGUUCUCAUUGCACCUAUCUGGAAAUGUUCUCCAAUACACAAUUUAUAUUUGCAUGCCAACUUCUAUGUUUAACUAUUCUAUCUGCCUGUGAAGUAUGUUGUUUUGCAACAAUGGCUCUUUCAUUGUACAAUGCCAAAUAAUUUAUUUCUGGAAUUCAGUUCUCUGGCACAUGACACUAUAUACCUGCCAUAGCUGUUGUAAUUAAAAACUUUAGUGUCAAUUAUAUUGCAAUUAGUUUGUUUUUAGGCUCUGCCAAUAAGGUUUUUCUGGCUUUUAUAGUAAUUUAAAAAAACAAUAUCAGGUUGCAUUCCCCAGUUCUGUUACAAAUAUGUGUGUUUUGUAGAAAUGUAAAGCUUGCUUCAGUCUUCAAAAUGUUGGUUCACUUCAAAUCUUCAGUGUAAUCGUGUUGUCCAAUAUCAAUUUGGACUUGGGUAAGCAUUUUUUCCUUUGAACACAUUCUUUCCUGCUGGGACCAUCGGCGGUCUUUUAGGUCAGGAUAGUGUUUAAAGAAAACAGAUUUCACAGCCAUCAAAUCCAUAGAGGUAAUGCAACUUUUAUAGUUUUGGAUGUCAAAGUCACUUUCUUCAAUAUAAAAGAGCAUUUUUCUUUUUGUAAGUUAAGGUUUAGUAAAUCAGUCCGGCGUUAAAUCUGUAAUAUAAAAAUUAACCAUUACAUAAAAAUAAAAGUUUAACACGUGUUGUUGUUAGUGAUAUUUAAAUGUUUUUAUUCUAUGGUGCAAUUACCAGAAAAGUGUCAGUUUGCCUUUAAUACAUAGUGUGAAUUUAAUCCACUUGAUUUAUAACUGUGGUAUUUAAAAUAUUUCUAUCAGAAGCAUCCAGCCUGUGCCUACUUAGCUAUUUGACUAAAUUUCCCAUAAGUCUUUGACAAAAGCUGGAGUGCCAGGGUUGUCAUGACUGAGAUACACAGCUACCAGCUUCGUUAUCUUCACGUUUAUUUAUUUGAAGUUAUGGUAUAAAAUCAUUGUAAUGACAUAGGGCACCAUGAAUAUAUUAUACAAUUGUAUAUGUUGGCGCUUUGUAUGUUUUGUACUUGUACAAUGCAAAGUGAAAGUAUCCCAAAGAACUUGAUGUGCAGCAAAUGCUUAAUGUUUUGUUGGGGAGGGGGGAGUUUAAAACAAGUAAGCUAAAUACAUUUUAUUUUUUUUGAAAGUAGAGUGAUAGAAGCUUAUGUUACAUGUUAUCAGUAGGUUAAUCUGUAUAUUGAUAGUUAGGUACAUAUUUCAGGUGAUUGGCCUUGCUCUAGUUUGGUCAUUUUGUGCCUUUUUUAUUUACCUAAGGAGGAAAACCUUGCAGGAUUUAGCAAACAGUAUUCAAGUGCAGUAUGUUUCUCAAUUCACUUUUAUAUUUGUGCGUGUAAAAGUUUUUUUUGUUUUUUUUUUUUCAUGCCCCACUGAUCAUGUCACUUAUGCAACUUAUUCAUUAAAUAGUAUAACAUGGGGAAAACGCUGCAGAAUUUAGUGUGGAACAACAAGAUGGGGGUGUAUGUAUAGCAAAUAUGCAGAACUGUAACUUUUUUUUAUUAUUAUUAUUUUUUAUUUUAUUUUUUUUCAAAACUUCAUGGUUUCUUCUUUCAUGGUUCUAUGGGAGUAGUGAAGGGAUGGAAGGGCUAGUUCCAGCCACUAAAGUGAGUGGAGCUAACUAGAAACUAGACCACCAGAAGUAGGGGCUUGUUGGCACAGACUGUGUUGGGGUGGGGAUGCAUGGAGAGUAAUAAAGCCCAUCUUAACAUAAAUACACCUUUUCCUUUAAUUUUAGGUAUGCAAAAGGUUGGGGAUUAUAGAAGUGGAUUACUUUGGGCUCCAGUUCAGUGGAAAUAAGGGAGAAAAUUUAUGGUUGAAUCUUCGAAAUCGAAUAUCGCAGCAAAUGGAUGGGCUGGCCCCUUACAGAAUGAAGCUGCGGGUCAAGUUCUUUGUGGAACCCCAUCUUAUCCUUCAGGAGCAGACCAGGUAAGGACCGUAUUGUGCGAAGACUGAGUUAUAUCCUCUCUCAGAUUAUAUCUACCUGGAAAUUUGCUUUUUGCUCUUCUUUUAUGAAUGUGGGAACUGACCUAUGUGAAAGCUUCCUCGUGUUUAUGAAUUUACUAUGUUCUUCUAUACGUCUUAUAUUUUUAUUUUAUUUUGUGUGUGUGUGUGUGUGUGUGCAAAAUUUUGGCAAAAAUAAUCAAAUACUAGAAAUCCACUGAUUUUCUAUAUAUAUAGUUUUUGUCUAUUCUGAUUUUUAGAGAAUAAACAUUGUCAGUCCACCAUUCCCUUUUUGCUUCAUUUUAGCUGUGUAAUAGAUGUUGUGUUUAGUGCUGAUUACUAGUAUUUGGUAAUGGGGUAACAUUAAAUUGUAAAUCUUUGUCAAUAUUAUAGCUGUACUAGUUAGAUGGUUUAGCUAUGCAUUUCUGAAUUUCCCAGUGUGCUAAUGAUUUGCUUGUCUUUUGAGUUGCUUAGUUAUUGCAGUCCAUAAAUUCCUAUGCACAACACAAUUGUGUUUUAAGAUUUUUUUUUUUUGUUUUGUUUUGUUUUGUGUGUGAUUUUAUUUACUUAUUUAUUUUGUAAAGGUUUGGAUUAGGAAGAACAUAUUUCUGAAGUGAUGUGAUUGUAUUGUUGUGUGACAAAAUAUAUUAUUUUGUUACCCUGGUUUAAAGAUGGCUGACGCAUCAGUUUAACAAAAUGUUUUGUUUUUUUAAAUUAAAGUUGUAUUGCAUUUUGUUGAGCAUAUUUGGCCGAUCAGCUGAGUGGUAGUCAUGUAUGUUAUUGGAAGGGGCUAGCUUUGAGAAGGUUGUCUAAAAAGGCUGCCUUUGGUAAUCAAAAAUUUGGGAAUUUUAUGUGCUGUAUACAUUAGCUAUCUGUAGGAUGUAGGCACGCUCUUGUGUUUCUGUUAAUUUUUAAAGCUUUAAUCAGAUUCUGGGUAAAAUACUUUGCCUACAAAUUGAGCCAUUUUUGUGAUUUGACUGUAUAGCUAAGCUUGCUAAAGCUACAUUAUUUUUCUCUAGUAUGUCCGUUUAUAUUACCUCUGUUACUUCUGUAUACACUUGUUAAGUGUGUGUGUACUGUGUUGGAUGUAUGUACAUGCGUGUCUCAACUUUUUCCUUCUAGUCUAGGAUAGCACUCAAACUUCUUUCACACCCCCUCCACCCCAUAAAGGUUUUGCAUUCAAUGCAUAAAUUAAAAGGUUACAUGUUUUUUUUUUUUUUUGUUAAAAUUUUAAGACCAAUUUGAAGUGCUUUACUUCUACGUGGCCGUUUAAUUAGCUGUGCAGUUCCAUGUUGGCUAAUAAGUUACAUUAUUUUCUUGUUCUUUUCUAGCUACAGUGUAACUGUAACUUCACCAGUAUGUCCUAUAGUAACCUCAUAUGCCUGACUGUGUUAUUAUAGGUCAUUCUAAACCACAAGUACAGCAAAGCAGGAAACUCCCUCCCUCUGAAACCAGCUCAGAUAUUUUUUCCAGCAUAGGGUGCCAGAUUACACUGUUUUAGCAUAAUGUAUGUACAGUCCAAAAAAAGACACCGUUGCUCUGUGCUGAACUGGAACACCCUAACAAUGUUUAAUGCUACCUUUUUAUUUAUUCAUAGUGAUAACUUCCCUUGAGAUAUUCACUUCAGGUUUUUCUUUUAUAUUGGGAAAGAACAAUCCAACUUUCUCAGGGCUUGUGUGUGCAUAUAAAUGGGGGAGCUGUCAAGGGACAAUAGUGCAAAUAUAUAAUCUCUCUCUCCAAGUCAUCGUGUUCCAUUUGGUGUAGUACUGUACCCAUCUUGAACCCAAACUACUUUAAAGAGUUGUAGCUAUUGUUUCAGAGACUUUAAAUAUUUUUAUAUCCACCUAGCCCUCACUAUAACACACCGGUAUACCCAUAAAGACACUGUAAUGAGUCUCAGAUGUAUGUAGACGCACACACACUUGGCCACAUACAUAGUCCUAUUCAGACGUAUACUCAAAAUUACACACACUGUCUAUAAUGGGGGAAAAAAAAAAUGGUUCACAGCUCCAUGUUUGUGUCUCUUUGUCUUUAAUUUCUGGAGUUUCACUUCUGCACUGUUUGGAUGAGCGCAUCGUCAUGAAUGAUGAUUAAAUUGUCUGGCAGAGUCAUGGUUCAUGCACCAUGGGGCUUUAUUUGGUUCUCAUAUCUUCCUUCUGGAAGCAUGUCACCAGAUAUUGAAUGAGCCUCCGAGCUCAGAAAGGACCCAGUAAGAGGACAAGUUUUACAAAGUGUUUUUUGCCCCAUUACCCAGGAAACCUGUCCAGGUUAUUCCUGGCACCGUGAUCACUGUGGCGGGUUGUAGUGAUUCUGAUGCUUUGAGUAACCCUUUAAGGGUUGAGACUGAAGUUUGUGCUAUGUGGAGGUAGUGGCAGCAGAUCAACAAGACUGAUUGGCUGUUGUCCUCUGCCUCUAUUGGAAAUACAGCAUGAAGGGGGGUAAUGUGAUGCCCACCCUGCAGAAUUCCAUGAUGCUCACACUGUACCUCACUGCUAUCAAGGCAUGGAUAAAUGAGGCUAUGUUCUGCAGCCUAGCACUUUGCUGGCAGGGGACCAUGGCAUGAAGCCACAAACACAAAUGUUGGCCCACUGAGCAUCUGUGCCGUGUACCCUGUGGUAAUUAUAGGCCUGCUGGUAACCAAUCUAGAUUGCAAACCUUAACGAGUAUCCUUUGGAUCCGCUUACUCUGUACAAAAUCAAUUAACAUAUUUAACUCAAAAUUUAUUGGGUGUUCACAUUACAUGAUAUCGGCAGUCUUUGCCAGGUGUGUAUGCAGCAUUGGCUUAGACGUCCGAUUCAAAGAAUUUCAUAGCACAAAUUAACUUGCUUUAAAGUGUUUGUGUCCACUCUAUUGAAAAUUGCAAUAAGUGUUCGUGUAGCACACAGACAAAGAAUACACAACGCAAAAAUUGACCACAAGGGACAACCAAAGACAGCUAGCCUUUUGUAGGUAAAAACCUUAAAGGGUGUGAAGCUUGACCUAAGCUCAGCCCUUUGUCAAGUGCUGAGAUGUACGUAAGGAAAAGUAGUCUGUAAUAGUGUAGAAUAUGACCAGGCUCCUUUUAAUGCGUAAGCUCCAUGAGCAAUAAUGAGAUGCCUGCAGCAUAAAUUUGGAUAUGGAUACUUCGACAAACAUAGUGUUGUGGGGUUUUAUUUAUUUAUUUAUUUAUUUUUAAACUUAGAAUUUACUACCCUUUCAUUUUUGUUUUACCCUUUUAUGGGUUUCGUCGUGUGCUUGUGUUACAGCCUAAAUAUUUAUUGAGCUUUGGUACAAUUGCGAGUCCCUGAAGGAAAUCACAAGACUUCCCCAGUACGGGAUGUUAUGGUGUAACUACAGGUCAUUGACUCCCAGUAGCCUUGUGUUGCUCUCAGGAGCUGUCAUAUAUAGAUCACCACAGACUCUGUGUUCCUGCUUGGUCUUCUUCCUUUUCCUUUAAUUUUUUUUUUUUAAUGCAAGCUACAAAAACAAGAAAUGGGUAAAUGGCGCUAAAGAUAUUACUUAUAAAAUCCAAUAAAAUUAUAAUAUACCAGUGCGACUAAACCAAACCAGUGUUAAGUCACCUUUUUAUACUCUCUCAUGGCCACACCUCUUAGCAGUGUGCUGCUUGAGCAAAAUGUUAGUACAAUAAACAUAGUGGAUACUCAAAAGCAAUUGGAGAAGAAGUAGAUCAAGUGUUUCCUGCAAAAGUAACAUUCUUUAAAAAACAACCUUUUUUAUGUUAAGUUUUUACAAAUUUGUUGGUAUGUCCACUGUCCCUUUUAAGGCAUAAUGUACAGUAAUUGUACUGUAGACAGACUGCACCCAUUGUCUGGCUCUGCAGCUGCUGGUGACAUGUGUAUUAAUCUGUUGUUCAGCGUUUUGGCCUUCUCUCUCCAAAGUAGGGGAAAGGUUACCACAGUUCAGAUAAUACAAGCUGUAAUUGGUGAGCACCAGGUGCAUAGAUGUUCAGCCUCCUCCCUCUGUGACUUCUGUAGAUGUAUUCUGUCCCUUUUACAAGCUCAUUGCCCUGUGUUUUUGCGUCUGUACCCUUAAUUGUUUGCCAUAUUUAAUUAGCUUAAGCAGAAAACAGAUAAACAUUCAAUUCAUAGUUGUAGAUUUGCUGUUUAUAACUGCUAACUAAUCAUGAAGUGUACACUUUAUAUAUGGUUUAUUUUCCUGUUUACAUGAAAAGUUUUUACAAUGUGUAUAGUGUGCUCUCGUGUGUACAUGACUUGGUGUCACUUUAAAGAGCAUGCUUGUUUGUCGCUACAUUGUGCUAGCCAAAAAUGUGUUGUUUUAGGGUUUUUUGUUAAAGGGAAAUUCUAUAUAGUAGAAUUUAUUUUAUUUUAACAUUUAUUCUGUUGGGUAUCUUCAUUUAGUUUAAUUGGCCCCAACAAUUUUAUAUUAAAACUUACCUUAAAUCCAGCGCCUAAACUUCUGACUCUUGCAUUAUAACAAUGACCUCUUUCGUUCAGUGAAAGUCUUCAUUAGCUACAUGAGCAUAAUGUUUGAUGCCUGUACACCAUUUGACAUAUUCUGCCAAUCAAAUACUUAUCGUUAAAAAAAAAAAUAAUAGCUGAAUCCAAUGCUUCUCUACAAGAAGCAUCAAUUGACCGUUCAGUGUGUGUGUGUGUGUGUGUGUGCGUGCGUACAGAAAGGGCAAGAACUGAGUCCAACUCUGUUCCUAAUGCAGAAGCUGUCGGGGUGAUCCAUGGCAGGUGCUAUGGGUGUAGGAAGUAAAAGAAAACAGUCGGGGAAGAAAUAUAAAAUAUGAUCCACAACCAUUUUCCUUGCUGAGAUAGGGAUAUUCUCUGACUCUGAUAAUUUUCUAAUUCUGCUAUUGUGACCUUCAACUUGUAAUUCUCAAUUCUUCACAAUUCAGUUAACGAAUACCCCCUGCAUAUCACGGUUCAGUUAUAAAAGUGCCACUUUCUAUUAAUAUUUGAGGGCACACUCUUCACACACAAAGCACUUUAGCAAGCAAAAGUGCUUAGGUGUCCUGAGUGUCCUUUGAACACUAUACAGUUUUGUUUUUUCCUUAUUCCUUUCUGGGAACCUCAAAAUCUAAGAUAGAGAUGGCAACUUAAAGUAGAAUUAUUAUUUUUUUUUUUUUUUAUGGAAAAUGCAACCUGCUAUACCUCCACAAUGUCCUCCAGUAUUGGCUGUACAGCAUUAUGGAGCAUUCACAGAAAUCUGUUAAUACGAAAAGCCACAAACUCUGUUUCCUAUGACUCCAAUGAGCAAUGUGGUCACUUGAAGACGCCUCCAUAGACAUCACGCAUACUUGUCAUAUAGUGGCAGCCUGGUCCAUUUUAGAUACUGCAGUCUCCCGGGAAAUACACAGUGGUCCAGUUCAGUCCUGGAGAACACUAAGAUUGUGUGCUACCAACCAAUGCAUAGCUCCUGUCUGUUGCCUAAUGCCUGCAGUAAUGUGGCAUAAUGCAUCCCAAAACACUGCCUGCUAUUCUAAUCUGCAGCAACAUGGUGCAAAUAUUCAGCCCACAACCCAUACAUGCUAGUUGCUUGAGAGCAAUUGCCACUAACCCUCCCUUGAGGAAUACUCUGGAUUCUCCUGCUUAUAAUUAUUGACUUGGAGUCUGACCCAGCAGGGUAUGAAUGCUGUAUGGCACUGCUUUGUCGUCUUGCCUUUUUAAAUCCACAGAAAUGUUACAUUGAGCAGCAAAUGCAAUGACUUGUACCUCUUUUGAUCAAUCUGAAAGACUACAACUCUACAAUCGUGUGUGUGUGUGUAUAUAUGUGUGUGUGUAUGUAUGUGUGUAUAUAUAUUGCAGUGAUUUUGAUAUUAAGGCAUGCUGAGAAUAAGAUGGUUUUACAUUUUCCUUUUUUUUUUUUUUUUCUUUUUAAGCCCUUCCUUUCACAGCUUCACUCCUUUUUAGAAUCCUGGCACAAUUUUAACAUAAUGUGCUAAGUGUUCAGCAUUGCUAUGCAAAUUGGCAGGUUAUAAGUUGAUUAUGGGAUAUUUUUAAAAAGAUACAUAUAUGGGUACUAGCAAUUAAUGUUUAAAAGCUGCCUUGUUCCUGUGAGCUUGCUGUCUUGUAGAAACCUUAAGAUAUGAAAAUAAGGGGACUACUUGGAAGGAAGGUCAUAUGGCUAAAGGGGAGCUACGAGAAUUUAAUUCCAGAGAGAAAAAAAUGCUUACCGAUUUAAGUCACCAGUGAUGCGCGUGACAUCAUUGGCACACUACAUUAUGACACUCUCACCCCUUUUCCUGUGUAUAUAUGUGCGUGUGUGUGUGUAUGUAGGAAGGCAUGUUGUUAAGACCGAGUUGGUUGUGUACAAUGCCAGAGUAGUAGCAAGUAGAACUAUGAGGGCCAAAAUCUGGUAACCAAUCUACAGGAAUGAGAUUUUGGCAUGCAAUUGUAUGUAUGCAUUAGUGGAAGAUGGAACAACAGGCAAUCAAACACAUGGGAGGGCACUAGGCUGUUUUAAACAGGACACGGUCAUGGGGGGAAAGCAAAGUAAGCUCUCACUCUCAGCCAAUGAAUCGUGUCUCAGCUUGGUAUGAGUUGGUAUGAUAAUGCAGAUUGUUUGAAGGGCCAUGGGCACCUGACAGGUAAGUGUCAAACACUUGGUUAAUGGUUAACUUAUUGUUGACAUUGCCAGAUGAUUUACAGCACCAUAAUCAAGGCAGCACAUGUAGAUGUUAUCGUAUCUUAGCACUGCAAACACUUAGGGGUAAAUUCUUUCUGGGUUAUUAGCUAAACUCCAAAUUAAAUACCAAUAGAAAAAUUGAGGCAAAAAUGGCUCUUCUAAAACAAUUCUCUAACUCAGCCUUAGCCCAAACAUGGCUAUUUUUGCCUCCAUUUUUCUACUCCAAAUUGUGAAAAAACAGUCUAGUCAGUAACACUUUUUUUUUUUUAUAUUCCAUUAAUGUAUUUUAACAGUCUUGUGACUUUUCUACUCCUUUUGACUUAAAAUUAUAUAUAUAUAAUUAUAAUAUAAAAAUAAAUUUUUUAUUUUUUAUUUUUUUUUUAAAGAAUGUUGUCAUUUUGGAUUCUGUUGUUGCUUUCCCACAGAGUCUGAGACAUGGGAGACACCUACACAACUGUAUAUCUUUAGACACAUUGCUAGUUACAGAUGGCCUUUAAAUUGUAAUCCGAUGAGCUUUCAAUGGAUUUUUUCAGAAUGAGUAAAGUCUAAAGAUGAGCAAUUUUACAAAGAAAAUAGCAUCAAUUUGUAAGUUUUAUGAUCACUUUUUCAGGACCGUGCGCUCAGCCAAAUCACUUGUUAACCCAUAAUCUUUUCAGGACCAAUAACCUAUUGAUCUAAAGUCUGUGCCAUUUAGACUAUUUUAUGGAACUUUUAAAAAGGAGAAUUUCAAGAUUAGACAAAUCUAUUUUGCAUCCAGCAAUUCAUUCUCUGCAGUGUACAACUAUUCUUAUAUAUUUUUUUUGUUUAGUUUUAAACACUUGUGAUUCCAUGGUUCUUUUUUUUUUUUUUUUUUUUUUUUUUUUUUUUUUUUUUUUUUUUUUUUUUACUCCUUAACUACAUAGUGUGUGUGUGUGUGUGUGUGUAAUCUAUCCAUCUAUUUUUCUCAAAAUUGUCCUCUGAUUUAAAGGUUCUUCUGAUGAGACAUCUUCCUUUAGGGCGAAAAUAAACCACAGAAUGUGGAACCAAGAAUGUCUGUCUGUGCAGACUAGAUCUGCAUUUUUGUUUUCCUCUUUAUUUUCACAUUAAAAAUGAAAGUAACCUAGUGUAUGGCAAAGGGUUAUAAAUCCGGAUGGGGUAUUUUGUGAUUCCCUUGUAACUGGACAUCUGCUUUCUAUAUAGUGCUUGUUUCAAUCCUGAUUUAACUACAAAUGCUUUUAGCAUUGUGUAGAUCUUCAUGCAUUAGAACUAUUUUAUGUAUGUGUAUUCUGAACAAGCCUACAAAUGAAGACAGAAGUUAUCUGUUGUGCACUGAACGGUUUGUAACAGUGUGUGUGUGUGUGUGUCUAUAUAUAAUAUAGAUAAGCAAGGCACUCCUCCUGUAACUUAUUAAACAAAAUCAAGACUGCCUAGGUGCAAUCCCGCGUUGAAUAUAUAAUAGAAAAUGAAGGGAGCACACUAGGACUUCUUUUCAAUGGAAAAAAAGUAGUUUACUGUAUCAUCAAAUAAUACAUAUUCUGUGCAAAGUGCAAAAAAAAAUCGAAGUUUUGACCCUCCUGGGGUCUUUAUCAAGAUCGAUCUUGAUAAAGACCCCAGGAGGGUCGAAACGUCGGGUUUGCACAGAAUAUGUAUUAUUUGAUGAUACAGUAAACUACUUUUUUUCCAUUGAAAAGAAGUCCUAGUGUGCUCCCUUCAUUUUCUAUAUAUAGUAUAUUUAUUUUUUAUUUGUGGGUUUAUUGUAUUUCUUUUUGGUAUCUUGAUGAAUAGCUGAGAAAAUGGGGGCAUUCUGCUGCUCCUUCAAGCACCCAACAUAAAUAUGCUAUGUAUGCUCAUAAAUAAAUUAGAAUAAACCAUGUACGCCCGAAACACAAGACCUUUCUGUGAAUCUUUGACUCCAGCUUUUCAGACCAUUGUUGAAUAUCCUUCUUUAUGAUGGAAUAAAGUUUUUAUUUUGUUUUGUUGAAUACAGUUGUCUUUGUAAAAAGCUGAUACCCAUUGGUGCAGAUUCAGUUUCUGUGUUCGCUGACAAACUUUAAGAAAAGUCUGAAUUAUUCAACAGCUAAUUAACAUCUUUAAACUUAGGGGCUAUUCAUGUAAUGCAAACCAAUCUUAUUACAAACCUCUAACCAUAUAGGUUUAAAACAUUGACACAUGGGCUUUGAAUUUUUUAUUUCUUCAAAUUCCUCAAUGCAAACAACAAUGAUGUAUAAGAAAGAUACUCUGUAUUCAGACCAUUGUACUUUGCCAAAUGAUCUGCAGUGAGGUUUGGCAUGUUUAAAAAUACUGUGUAUUAUCAGGAAAUGAAUUGCAUUAAUACCUUUGUGGUGGGAUUGCAAAUGAGUAGGACAUGAUUGAUUGAAUCUUUGGCAGGCAGUGUAUAGGGUCAUUGUUUUUACUUGGAUUUUAAGAACUGAUCGUUUCUGUAUAUUCACUUAGAAAAAAUAUAUAAUUUUUUUUUUUUAAUCUUAAAAAGCCAAGCCAAUCCCAAAAGAUAAUUUUAUAUACCAUACAUGACUGAUUUUUGUAAUGAUUCUGAUAUUUUUUAAAAAAAAGGAAAGAAAGAAAAAUAUAUAUAUAUAUAUAUAUAUAUAUAAUAAUUUAUUUUUAGUUUGGAACUUGACAAUUUUAGGUUCACUAUAGAAAUCAAAACAACGUUAGCUUAAUAAUAAAACAGUUUUAAUGUAUAGAUCAUUCCCCUGCAAUCUCACUAAUUUAAUACAUCUCUCUAUGAGGAGAUGCGGAUUGGUACAUUUGAUGCACAUGCACAAAAUCCUCCUAGUACUUUUCUAAAGGAAAGCAUUGGCUUAGCUGAGAUCAUAAAGAUUGAUAAUAUCUGUCAUAGAGGUAGUACCAGCCAUCAGUAUUUAAAUGAAGAGUGCACAUUUGUUUGGAAACUGUCAUUUUUGUGUUUUUUCAAACAAAUUUUUGUGCAUUUGCAUGUUUGAUUCUUUUUAUUUUAGAGGAUGAAUGUUUCUCAACAAUUCUAACAAUAAUCCAUAAUGAUGCAUAGGCUGCAUUGGUUUACAAAGUAUUCCUUUUUUUUUCUAUUGUACUUUUCCUAUUCAUGGUAAGAAAACCUACCGUAUAAGCAGAGUUUUUCAGCACAUUUUUUGUGCUGAGAAAGCCUCACUCUGCUUAUACCCGGCGGUCCUGUUGGGGGCCCGAGCAAGCUGUUAAUUACUUUUUGUAGCAGCUCUGCUCAGCUCUCACAGUGUAAGUCUGGCGAGACCCGUGGCAACGCUCCGCGCGACACGCAGACCACGAGACUUACACUGUGAGCUGAACAGAGCUGACCGGAGCUGCUACAAAGGUAAGUAACAGCUUGCUCUGCCAAAGGAGGUUCAACCAGUUAUUAAAUCCAAGGGUUCACAUACUUUUUCCACCUGCACUGUGACUGUUUACAUGGUGUGUUCAAUAAAAACAUGGCAACAUUUCAUUCUUUGUGUGUUAUUAGUUUAAGCAGACUGUGAUUGUCUAUCGUUGUGACUUAGAUGAUCAGAUCACAUUUUAUGACCAAUUUGUGCAGAAAUCCAUAUCAUUCCAAAGGGUUCACAUACUUUUUCUUGCAACUGUAUAACACCCUACACACACUACACACAUACACUGCAUUCAUUAUAUAUGCGCACGCACACUAAAUAAACAAUGAAUGUAAUUUUAUUUAGAAAUUUACCAGUAGCUGCUGCAUUUCCCACCCUAGGCUUAUACUCGAGUCAAUAAGUUUUCCCAUUUUUUUUUUUUGUGGUAAAAUUAGGUGCCUCUGCUUAUAUUCGGGUUGGCUUAUACUCGAGUAUAUACGUUAGGUUGUUUUCUAGGUUCAUUGAGUCGUUUAAAGGCAAUAUAGUUUCUGAUGUACAGUAGAAAUCUAGUUAACUGAUUUAGCUUACAUAGAGUUUUAUAGAGGGGAGUUUACAUGUUAAUUGGUGGAUCUAACAUGUGUAUUGAUACAACUGCAUCUAGAACGUAAUGCAUUGCACAAAUAAAAAGGAAGAAUCCUACCCUCAGGUGUCCCAUAAACCUCAACUGCAAAAAAAAUAAAUAAAUAACUGCAAAAAAAUAAAUUCUCUUUAAAGGGACACUAUAGACAUCUGUCACCUUAACCCGGCUGUCUAAAAACUUGCAGUUUGUGUUCCUUUCCAAAAGAUCCAACUGAGGAAUAUGUAAAAAUCUAAAUCUUUAUUUCACACAUUGCAUUUUUAUGCUGGCUAGAACAAAAUGGCUCCACGUAAGACAUCAGAAUAAAACAUGGGGUCUCUUGAUUCAUCUUUACAAAAAAAAAAGAAAAUUCUGCUUCUGUGUUUUAAAACCGUUUGUCAUCAAAGGGAAACUAUAGUGCCAUGAAAAAAAGUGUUUAAAUUGUGAUUGUAAAUUGUAUUUAUCAUUGUAUGGCUUUUUUGUUUCCUUUGCAGACACAUGUUUUUCUUGCACAUAAAAGAGGAUCUCCUGGCUGGCCAAAUGCAGUGCUCCCCAGAGCAGACAGUGGAACUGAGUGCCCUGUUGGCCCAGUUGGAAUGUGGAGAUUAUAAUCCCAACACCGCCAGCUACAACUACCAGUGCCUUUGCACAAAGGAAUUUGGAGCAGCUACAUUAGAAAGGUAGGGGUUUAAUUUGUAAAUGCCAUGUCCUCCUUUUCACAUGCACAUUUGUGAAUUGAAAUUGAUACAUCUAUUAUUUGUAAGAAAAUCUGGAGGAAAAAAAAAAAAAAACACACCUCACAAUUCCUAUUUUGAACUGCUGGAUGAGAAAUCUAGUGGUUUUGUGAAUGGAAAGCACAUUUUGCAGUUGUAAAAAAAUGUUUAGUGUGUGUGUGUGUGUGUGUGUGUAUACACACGCACAGUAUUUAUUAACCCCUUAAGGACUGGACUGUUUUUGCGAUGUUGUACAUUUGCGACCAGGCAUAUUUUUACACUUUUGUGGUGUUUGUGUUUGGCUGCAAUUUUCCGCUCUCUCAUUUACUGUUCCCAUACAAAUUAUAUAUUGUUUUUUUCAGGACAAAGGGGCUUUCUUUACAUACCAUUAUUUAUAUAAUCUCAUGUAUUUUAAUUUAAAAAAAAUACAAAAAUCUGAUGAAAAAUUUAAAAAAAUACAUGUUUUUUUACUUUUACUUGAAAAAUCUUUUACUCAUCUACAAAAGCGAAUGAAAAAAACUGCUAAAUAGAUUCCAAAUUUUGUCCUGAGUUUAAAAAUACCUAGUGUUUACGUGCUUUUUUGCUUUUUUUUGCAUGUUAUAGGGCUAUAGGUACAAGUAGGAUAUUGCGGUUUCAAAACAUACAUUUUUAAAAUUUAUCAAUAGUGACAUUGUAACACUAUUAUCUGUCAUAAAUCUCUGAAUAACACCCACAUGUACAUAUUUUUUUUAAAGUAGACAACCCAGGGUAUUCAAUAUGGGGUAUGUCCAGUCUUUUUUAGUAGCCACUUAGUCGAAAACACUGGCCAAAGUAAGCAUUCAUAUUUGUUUGUGUGUGAAAAAAGUAAAAAAACUAAAUUGAACGCUAAUUUUGGCCAGUGUUUGUGACCAAGUGGUUACUAAAAAAGACUGGACAUACCCCAUUUGCAAUACCUUGGGUUGUCUUCUUUUGCAAAUGGUAUGCCGUCAUGGGGGUAAUUCUCAUUCCUGGGCUACCAUACGCUCUCAAAGGCAACGUAACCAACCUGGCCAUUUUCAAUGUAAAAAUAUUUGACCCAUAUAUUUGACCUUGUAACUUUCAAAAAUGCUAUAAAACCUGUACAUGGGGGGUACUGUUUUACUCGGGAGACAUCGCUGAACACAAAUAUUAGUGUUUAAAAACUGGAAAACGUAUCACAACAAUUAUAUCAUCAGUAAAACUGCUGUUUGUGUGUGAAAAAUGCAAAAAAAGUAACUUUCACUGACAAUAUCAUCGCUGUGAUAUGUUUUACUGUUUUGAAUCACUAAUAUUUGUGUUCAGCGAAGUCUCCCGAGUAAAACAGUACCCCCCAUGUACAGGUUUUAGGGUGUCGUAGAACGUUACAGGGUAAAAUACAGUGCUAGCAAAUUAAAUUCUCUGGAAUUUCGGCCUGGGUUGGCAGGCAGGUCCCUCAAAUUGCAAUCAAUAAAAUUACUGAAUUAUGUAAAAAUAUUACAUAAAUACGCACGUAGAAUUUAAAUAUAUAUGCAUAUUUUUAUAUAUUUGAAGUCUACGUGUAUAUUUAUAUAAUUAUUUAUGUAAUUUUGUAUAUGGACGUAUGUAUAUUUCUUAUUAUUUUUAUUUAUUUUUAUAUACAUAGAUAUAUACAAAUUCAUUCUAAGUGUAUUUUGAUAUAAAUAUAUAUAUAUUAAUUUUAAAAUACAGUUAGAAUAAAAUUUCAUAUAGCUAUAUAAUUUUUUUUAAAUUUUUUAUUAUUAUUUAAAAAAAAUUAUUUAAUUUAAAUUACUUAUUAUUUAUAUUUUAUAAUAAUAUAUAUAUACAAUAUAUAUAGUUAUUAUAUAUAUUAUAUAUAUACGUGUGUAAUUUAAUUAUAAGUGUAUUUUUAUAUUAAUAUAAGUACAUAUUAAUAUAAAAAUACACUUAGUAUGGCAUUAUAUAUAUAUGAUAUAUAGACAUAUAUUAUAUAGGUAUAAUAUAUGUCUAUAUAUCAUAUAUACACAUAUAUAAUUAUUUUUUUUUUUUAUUAACACUAACUUUAUUUUUAUUUUUGAUUUUACACUAGCAGGGAGACUGCCUGUCAGCACAGACAGUCCCCCUGCAGGCAGACACUAGGACACCUAUUGUGACCAUGUGAUCGCUGUGUUAAGCGAUCACAUGGCCACAGGGGUCCUAAAUCAGUGUGGGGAGACUGUCUGGGCUGCAGGCAGUCUCCCCACAACCGGAGCCAUGCUGAUCGCCGCCGGGGGAACGACGGCGAUCAGGUAAGUAGCUCUGACCGUUAGGACGGUUCAGGACCGUCAUCGGUCGGCAACGCAAAAAUGCCGAUGACGGUCCUGAACCGUCCUCGGUCCUUAAGGGGUUAAAAUAACUGUACUCGUGUACCAUUUUACUUAAAAGCAUCUGUCCCGUUCUCUUGCAAAAUGAGCAUUUACUUUACUGAAAUUUCAACCCAGUCAAAAGAUCUUCUGAGAUAAAGUUAGGGACGACAUUGUCUUGGUAUUUUUCUUACGCUUGUCAAAUAGAGAUGUCGCGAACGGCUCGCCGCGGCGAGCUCUGGUCAGCUGACACAUCCCGGCCAAUCUCCAGCAGACCCUCCCUCCCAGACCCUCCCACCUCCUGUCAGCAUCCAUGUUGAAGCUGCCUUCAACAUGGAUGCUGUCCAGGAGGUGGGAGGGUCUGGGAGGGAGGGUCUGCUGGAGAUUGGCCGGGAUGUGUCAGCUGACCAGAGCUCGCGGUGAGCGGUUCGUGACAUCACUAUUGUCAAACCUAAAAAAAAAAAAUCAAUAGUAAUAAAUUGACAUCUUUAUUGUGGUGAACCAGCAAACCUCUAUUCAGCCACAUUUUGGAAUUAUAUGCCAGUUAAUGUUUUUGUAAUUAGUGAUGUCCCGAACGGUUCACUGCGGAUGGCGAACAUGUGCGCUGUUCGGUCCGCCCCCUAUGUCAUUGAGUAAACUUUGACCCUGUACCUCACAGUCAGCAGACACAUUCCAGCCAAUCAGCAGCAGACCCUCCCACCUCCUGGACAGCAUCCAUUUUACAUUAAUUGUGAAGCUGCAUUCUUAGUGAGCUGUCCAGGAGGUGGGAGGGUCUGGGAGGGAGGGUCUGCUGCUGAUUGGCUGGAAUGUGUCUGCUGACUGUGAGGUACAGGGUCAAAGUUUACUCAAUGAUGACAUAGGGGGCGGACCAAACAGCGCAUAUGUUUGCCGUCCGUGGCGAACCGUUCGGGACAUCACUAUUUGUAAUUUAUUUAUUUUUCUUCUCAUUCGAUUUCUACCCUCCAUCAGUUUUCAGUUUGCUACAACUGAUUGUACAAUGAAUAAACCCCCUGUUGUUUUAUUAGCAGACCCAAUGGUUUCACAAUACUUAAAUGAAAGGGGGGGAGGGGGGGAGGGGGGGGGGGAGUCACAUUUUAGGACAUGCAUUAUUUUAUUUGUUGUUAAACAAUUUGCAUCCGAUUUCUAGAUUCCUUGCCAUGAUGGAGGUGUUUAAUUUUGGAAGUUCAUGUAGAGUUGUUAUGUAAUCACCCUAAAUACAGGUGUGGUAAGAUCGCACCCGGUACAACAGUGAGCUGUGGACAGAUUGUUCAGGUCAUCUUUACAUAAUCCAAUAAUAAUGUCACAUUUCUUUUUAUAGGGCUUCUAAAUUUGAAGCUGUGGAGUAGAAAUAAUUCCUCCCUAUCAAGCUCGAUAAGUGUCAGAACAGCCAUGCCCAGAUAACCCAUUCCGCCCGUGCUUUCAUUUCUUUCAACAUUUCAUUGCAUAUUACUUAACAUGAAGUUACUUAAUUGUAUUAAAACACUGAGGGAAUCUGGAAUAACAAGGCAAUUAAUCACUGAACAUAAUCCAGUUUUAAGGGUUUGGAAGAGUUGGACAAUACACACAUUUCCCUCAUUAACAUCUUUAACAUCUUUUCCACAAAGCAUAAGUAAUGUUCCUUAUCUAAAUUCUGACUUUUUUUCAAACUAUGAAAUUCAUUCCUGUGAUAGCCUUUUAUAGUGUCAUGAAAUAGAGAGAUAUAGAUCUAUUGGCAUGUGAUUUUUAUUUUUCCAUUUUUUAUUUUUUUCUGGAGUUUUUCAAACUGCUUUCAAGCAUGAAAACCUGACCCCCUCCGCUGCUGUUAGAAACUUCACAUACAUAUUUAUCUAGCCUCAUAGCAAUAUACUAAAAUAUUUUUAAUCUUUUUAAAGUUUAUCCCAAGCUUUGAAAUCAUUUUGGAAAAGCUUUUUCAAAAAUAUUAAACUGAGGCCAGUGAUGGACUGUAAACAUGCUGGGCUAAAAGUCUUCCUUUUAUUUCUGACUGCUCCGAUUUGGCAAAAAAUAAAUUGAAAGACUGGAACAAAAAUUACAAAAAUAGUAGCGAUUUUAUAGUCAGUCGUGUCCUUUAAAGCAAAAUGCAUUCAGUUUAUGUAUUCCCAACUUGUCUUCUGUCCAGCAGAUGUCAUUUUGUAUCCAUUUUUAUUUUGCUUGUUGGCUGCAAGCCAUGCCUACAUUUGUAUUAGAAGAGCAAUUAACUAAUUAAUUAUUGAUAUAUUGCUAUUUAUUAUAAUAUUGUAUGUGUGUAUAUACAUUUUCAAUUUUUAUCUUUAUUUUUUGACCAUGGAAUACAAUAAACCAUUGUAGCAAAAUUACAUGGUGAUUCAUUUUAUAAAUGUCCUACUCUAGAAGUGUUGCAAAUAGAAAAGUGGGACAAAAUUACAAAAUACAGGCACCUGAAUACAGGAUAUAUUUGGAGUGCUCCCUCGAACUCUUUUUGAAUGUAAUAUUUUGCCUCUUGUCUUGUAGACUUUCAUCAUAUGUAGCAUAUAAGUGCCGUGUGCAAAUCAAAAUGGCAAGCUUAAAGUAAUAGGAUCAGAAACACACAUAUCCCUGACCCUAUAGUGUUAAAAACACCAUCUAGCCCCCUUGCCCUCCUAAAUAUAGCAAAAUAUUACUUUUAUUUUUUCAAGUAUGCUGCAGCUUGCUCUGCUCCUGAUCUGCCUGCUUGGCUGACAUAAUCAGAAGUGUUAUUCAGAGCCCAUCACUGUGCUUUCACAUAGGAUAGGAUUGGCUGAGAUUGUCAAGGAGGCAGAUCUGGCAGAGCCAGUACAAGCCAAACACAGUCCUGGUCAUUCAGCAUCUCCUCAUAGAACUGCAUUGAAUCAGUGCAUCUCUACAAGGAAUGUUCAGUGUCUCAAUGCAGAUGAUGGAGACACUGAAUGGCAGUGCGGCGCACUGCCCCAGGAAGCAGCCAUCUGACGAGUGGCUAGUGGAGGUUUCCUUAGGCUGUAAUGAAAAGAUUGCAUUUUCUCUGAAAGGACCGUGUUUACUGCAAAAAGCCUGAAGGGAAUGAUUACUCACCAGAGCUAUUGUUGUUCUGGUGACUAUAGUGUCCCUUUGAAAGCCACACUGUCAUCGCUCCCUGAAAAAUAAGUACAUCAUAAAGAUAAAAUAUUUAUUUAUAAAAGGCUCAUACUGACUAUGUUGGAAUUCCACUGAGACAAAGUAGGGACCACUACCUGACACCUAUAGGCUCUGGGAGAAGCUACCGCCGUCUAAAAAAAGUCAGUCUCCCAGCUAUCAGCAGUGAUGGCUGCAGCGAUAUUAGUUGUAACUAUGGAUGUAAAAUCCUCCAUAGAUCUCAAUGCUGUUGCGCAAGAAUACAGCAGUGAUGUUGGCUCCUAGGCAGAAAAGGACCAGCCAGAACAAAAUAGCUGUGCCAGCCAGGGACAGGGUCAGCUAAAUAAAUCUCUAACCUUUUCUUGGCGAUAUCACCAUUCAGGCUCUUUACAGACUAUGCACAGUCCCCAGAUUGAGACCGUGCCGCUUUAGACAUUCACCGUGUUUUAUAAAUGUACAAAGCUUUUACGUAUUCUUUGUUGAAUUACAAGCAAAUUUUAUAAAAGCUCUCCACAUUAAUUUGAAAUUUAGCAACUGAAGAUAUUUGUUUGUUUUGUUUUUGUUUUUUCUAACGGUGUGAAAUCUUUAAUUACAGUAUUAUUGAAAAACAUAAAAGUUUGGAAGGAUUGUGUCAAGCUUCGGGGGAAUAUAGAGUCCUGCAAAUUGUGUCUACACUGGAAAACUAUGGCGUUGAGUGGCAUUCUGUGCGAGAUGCUGAAGGACAGAAACUUGUAGUUGGCAUAGGACCAGAAGGAGUAUCAAUCUGCAAGGAGGAUUUUAGUCCUAUUAAUAGGUACAUACUAUGUAAUUCAAGUGUAUAAAAAUUAGUUUGUUUAGAAUAAAAGGGAACAAAUUUCAGAUCUACACAAGCUCGACAAGCUAAUCCCAUUCAGUUUCUCAGUUUGUAACUGCUGUACGCUAAUGUUGCAGAGUUCAAUGCACAGAAUUUUACAGUAAUUUCCCCUUUUUAAAUAAUCACAUAGCCAUACCAACUUGGCUUUUGUAUUGUUUGGAUAGGACAGAUCUAAUAUGGCUAUCAAAAAACAAAAGAAUUGACUAAUAAAAAAUGUAAGCGUGUUGAUCACAAACACAAAAAACGCAAAUGUAUGUACACAAUUUAGUUCAGCUCACAGCUUUCAUAAUUAAAAAGCUUGCCAUCUGUUUGGUCUUUACCGCCCUUGUAUGUAUAAAUGUUUAGUGUAGUUGUUGUCCACCCCCACUCUGAGCAGGACAAAGAGUCUUCCCCGUUUUGCGUGCUUACAUUACAUGCAUCAGAUGGACAAAAUUGACACUUGCUGGUCAGAAGGUUUAUGCUCUUCCUAAUUGAUGGCUUCAAAAAUGAGUUCAGGGUGCUUGUAUUAUUGCAAAAUGAAUGCUCCUUUAUUGUUCUUUUAGUACGUAGACUAACCCGUUAAGUAAAACAUAUUUCUUGAUAUGCCGACCAUGCCAAAACUGGUAUUCCUGAAUUUUUCUUCCACAUCUGGUCAGGUGAAUUCUGUCUGAACUUUAAUGGCAUGUUCUGUUCUUGAAAAUCAAUCUUUAAUUGGUAAAUGGGAGGGAAAGAGUAUAUUCAAGCAUGAAAUGCCCUUUUAACCUUUUCUAGAGUCCUGUAGGCAUCCCGUGAAAUAAUCUACAAAUACAUUGCAAAAUGUAAUUACUUUUUUGUCCUUUAGGAUUACCUAUCCUGUUAUUCAGAUGGCAACCCAAUCAGGAAAGAAUGUAUAUCUGACGAUCACCAAGGAGUCGGGCAAUAGUUUAGUCCUUCUGUUCAAAGUAAUCAGCACCAGAGCUGCCAGCGGACUUUAUAGAGCAAUUACAGAAACUCAUGCAUUUUACAGGUUAGUAUGACUACUGAUCCUGCAGGCAUAGGCAACCUUUGGCACCCCAAAUGUUGUGGGCUACAUCCCCCAUAAUUCUCUUAAACCCAUAUUGCUGGCAGAGCAUCAUGGGAGGUGUAAUCCAAAACAUCUGGAGUGCUGAAGGUUGCCUAUGCCUAAUCCAGUCUGUUGUCUAUAGUGUUCCUUUAAAAAACGUGCUUUAGAUUUUACAGUUCCGUGACACUUUAAUGACUACCUCUAAUUUAAACUUGACUGACAGAUUAACGACCGUAGUCUAGUUCUUCUGAACCAUCACUAGCAAAAAUUUGUCUUUCUUACUAUAGGUGUGACACCGUUACCAAUGCAGUUAUGAUGCAAUACAGCAGAGACUUGAAAGGCCAUUUAGCGUCUUUAUUCCUAAACGAUAACAUCAACGUUGGUAAGAAAUAUGUGUUUGACAUCAAAAGGACAUCCAAGGAAGUUUAUGACCAUGCAAGGAGGGCCCUGUACAAUGCUGGCAUUGUUGAUAUGGUUCCUAGAAGUGACCACAGUGAGCCAAGUUCCCCUCUCAAAAACUCUGAAAGUACUUUGAACUGCAACAGCUGUGAGAACCUCAGCUGCCAGCAAACCAAGGCUCUGCAGGAAAAGCUGCGAAAGCUGAAAGAGGCCAUGCUCUGCAUGCUUUGUUGUGAAGAAGAAAUCAAUUCUGCCUUCUGCCCCUGUGGGCACAUGGUGUGCUGUGAAAGAUGUGCCUCCCAGUUGCAGGUAGGUGGACUCAUGAACCCACAGGUUCAUCAUGGUUAUGCUCUUUUUUUCCAGUUGAAUUGGAAAAAAUAGUCUGUCUAUUUUGGUAUAUAAUACAUAAAAUGUACUUGAAACUCACUAUGAAUUCCCCACACAAAAGCCAAAUAAACACCCACAACAUCUUCUUUAAUAUGCAGGAGUUAAACUGUGUAAUGGACUUAAACAUUUGGGCUAGAACUCCCACAAUCCUCUGAAGACCAUUGCCUGGCAGAGAAUUAAGUUAUAGUCCAAUUACAUGUGUUUCAGCAGCUUGACACUUCUGACUUAAAGGAACGCUCGGGGCACCAUAACCACUUAAUAGAAAUUAGGUUGUUAUGGUGCAAAGAUGUUCCAGGCUCUUCUUAUCUUGGGGAUUAAACCAUUCACAAACCGUUUAACCCUGAAGUUGUAUCUCUCAUGGCGGACGAUCCUUCCUUUCCGCUAUGAUAUCCGUUUAAUAAAAUUCGGAUCCAGGAAGCAGAUACGUUGCUGAGCAGCGGAGUUGCUGACUGGCUUAGAUGGGUCAUCUGACGCUCUAAGCCAAUUAUCAGCUCCUCAUUCCUAUAUUUUAUUUUAUUUUUUGUUAAUUUAUUGUAUUUUUUUUCCCUUCAAUUAAGUCGUUCUGGUGCCCAGAAUGUUCCUUUUAAGGUGUUGGCUAGUAAAGAUAUCAACAUAGGAAAUGUUUGCACGUGUGGGAAACAGUUUGGCACAUUUAAAAAAAAUAAAUAAAAAAAAUAUAUAUAUAUAUGUAUUAAAUAUAUAUAUAUAUAUAUAUAUAUAUAUAUAUAUAUAUAUAUAUAUAUAUAUUUAAUACAAUGCUAAACAAAAAUCUGCACACCAGUCAAGCCAUAAGACUUGCUUUUCCCACAGAAAUCCCAAAUCAGCAGUGAUGUUACAACCGCAAAGGAUUCUGGGUGGGCAUAUGCAAAUUAGUUUAACAAAGAAUCACAUUUUUGCCUCAUUCCAUUUUAAACAUGGAUUCCUUUUAAUUUGUGUUUGCAGUAUACAACUGCUUGGAACACAAUUUAGGAUAAGAUGCAAAACCAGUGAACCACUCAUGGACAGCUGUUUCGUUGUUAAUGCAACUCUUCAGCAUGAGGUUGGUUACUGGUUUGCUUAUUGAGGCUUGGUAGUGCUUGGGAAGCAAAAUCUAUAUGUGUGUAUAUAUAUAUAUAUAUAUAUAUAUAUAUAUAUAUAUAUAUAUAUAUAUAUAUAUAUAUAUAUAUAUAUAUAUAUAUAUUUUUUAUUUUAUUUUUUUUGUCCAAUAUCAUUGAAAACAACCAGAGGUCGUCGUUGAUAUGCAAAUUAGCCUUUUUUUUUCUUUUUUUUGUUUUUGUUUUUGUUCCCGAACUGAGUUGGCAAAUGGAAUUGUAUCCUUUUUGAUCUUGGACAAAGAUUGAAUUCCAUUUAGAAAGAAAAUACAGUAGUACUGCGUAUUUAACAAACCAUGGUUGAUUUAUAUUUGUUAGUAGUACAUGAAUGUAUUAAGGUUUUUUUGGGUGGGGGGGGGAAUUUUGUCAAGACAACUGCAUACCUAAACAUGUAAAGGCUGAUACGUUUGUCAGCUUUUGAAGUUAAAUGCAAUUUAUUGUACUGUAAAUGUUUUAUAGGUUAUUUCCCCAGGUAGAAAUUGGCUCCUUGAAAUAUAUGGUUCAUGCAGUUACUGAGCAUAGAAUACCUUACAAAAUAGAACUGAAAUGCUUGUGUGUGAGUGGAAACUCAUGUUAAGACAUACAUGCAGAAUUUCCCUUCAGGCUGCUUUGCAUUGACAAUACAUGUUUGGUAAAUGGAGAAAGAAGGUAUUAAAAUGUUUUUUUUCUUUUCACCCACAGUCGUGUCCUGUAUGCAGAGCUUCAGUGGAGCAUGUACAGCAUGUAUACCUUCCAACACACACAAGUCUUCUGAAUCUUACUGUAAUUUAAGCAAACUGACAAGCUUGCUGUGACACUUAACCGACAAAAGAACUCCAUUUAUGUACAGCACCAUAAACCACUCCAGAAGUGGCCAGUGGCUCAUCAGCUGACGUUAGAGGAGACCUCCUGUCGCAUUUGGUCAAGAUGUUGAACUUAAACUGCUAAAGAGCCACUGAAAGGCCAUGCGUCAAUUAACAAGUGCUACAACCAUUGAUUUUUGCUACAACUAAAGAUUUUUGGCAAAGACCUGGAGCAUGUGUCCACAAGGAGACUGAUUGUAAUGUGACUGUAUUCUCCAUUGCUUUGUCCAGUGUGUUUUCCUUUUAAUAGAAAAGCUUGCAGGCAAUAUUAUUCAGUUGUACUUUCAAGCAUCAGGCCUGUUCUAGUAUUCUUUUAAAUCUAAAUGUGACAUAACCGUUGCACACAUACAUUAAUGUGGAGUAUAGUGCAUUGUGUUGCAAUGUAGUAGAACUAUACUGGUCUUGGUUUUGAUUCUGUUAUAUUUUCCCUCUUGUAUUAUUGGAUUUUAAUUUUGUACAAUAAGUUUGUGAUUUAUGAUUUUUUUUUUUUUUUUUUUUUUGAAAGGAAAGUAAACCAAUAGAAGCCAAAAAAUUAGAACUUUUAGACAUGGAGAAUAAUAGUGAAAACACAGCCUAAACAAAUAAUGCCACUUCCAAAAGUAAUACGGAACGUUAAAACAUUUGGGAGUUCGGUGCUUUUGUGUUUUGUUUUUCUUCUUCAAUUUUAGAAUUUUAAGUCACCUUUAUAGCCAUCUUAUUAUUUAACACUUGUUUCUGUCAUUACAAAAACAUAAAACAAAAAAAAACCCAGAGUAGAUAAUGCAGUAUUAGAAAAAUAAUACAGUAGUGAGUUUGCAAUGCUAGUUUCAAGAUACUAUUUGUUUUCUAAGAGUGAUUGAGAUUAUAUAUAUAUAUAUCUUUUAUUUAUAUUUUUUUUAAAACAAAUUUUAUCAUUAAAUUAUUUCUUUUAGAUUUCAACACCCAGUUGAUGCAGUGCACUAUUAUCUGGGUAGGCGCAGUAGAUUGCAUAGGUCAAAGAGGAAAGUUUGUGCUGUGCUGCUUUAGUUCCCUGGCACAUACUUUUUUUUUUUUUUUUUUUAAAUGGCCUCACUUCUUCAGAAGCCAGUUUUGCUAUAACAAUCAUUAUCCCACUGUGUCUCAAACUGUACUAUAUCAACAGAUUAAUACUUCAUUAAAAACGAGUAAGGUAGUCAAUCAAAUGAUUUAAUAACCGACUGGGACUGUCUAACCCAGGAGACUACCACAUGGAUUAUUUUCCUGGUAUGGCACCAAUUUAAAACCAAUGUAGUAUUCAGUAUAUUCCUUCUGUGAAUAUGAAUCUGCAUAUUCGGAUAUCCCUACACUAGUUUUUGUUUGUUUUUUGGGGGGGUUGGGAGAAAGGGAUGGGGUUUGUAAACUGUGUAGAUUUGUAUUGUUCGUGUUUUUAUUUUUGUGUGCUUCCUAUCCCAUUUUCGUCACCUGGGCAUUAUGGUCUGCUAGGAGAUAGCGGUUUUGGCUUUUUUAUGAUCCGAUCGAAUUUCUUUUGUUUUGUGUUUGUUUGGGUUUUUUUUAUUUUUUUAAACCUAUUCUCACAGACCUAAUUAGCUCUUUGGGAAUAGGUCAAUCCAAAGAUGUGAAGGAGCCAAACUCUUGCCAGAGCAAAAUAAAAAAAAAUAAAAAAAACACUCCUGUCUGUAGGAAAACCUAGCAGGCCUUUUAUGGGUGCAAUGCCAGCUAAAUCAAAAGCUGGAAAAAAUUUACACUGUCACUUUAUUGAAAAAUGUUAUUAAUAUAAUGUUCUUAUUGCCUUAAUGUAGCAGUAAAUGUGUUCUUUAUGCAUUUUUGUUUCUUUGCACAGACAUUGUGUCAAAACUAAUUAGAAAACUGCUCUACUUUUUUAUUGCACAUUGGCGUAUAUACUCAAAUACCAAGAGUUAUUUAUUUUUUCACUUUAUAAGAAAAAUGGAUUUUGCUUCCACAUUAUGCAGGAAAGAACUCAGAUGUUCAGUGUGGUAGACAACUUCUGUCCUUUUUAUAUUUAGUUUAAUAAAGAAUUUCUUAAAA